This is a messenger RNA of Magnusiomyces paraingens, 816 nucleotides long. RefSeq lists its product as uncharacterized. NCBI's taxonomy places the organism in Eukaryota, Fungi, Ascomycota, Dipodascomycetes, Dipodascales, Dipodascaceae. The record is from RefSeq and is a predicted model, not a curated record. Gene Ontology annotation, molecular function: heme binding. The transcript is spliced from 2 exons. Bases 1 to 816 code for a protein of 271 amino acids.
AUGGACUCGCCACAAAAACAACAGCAACAGCAGCAACCACCACGACUUCCUCCGUUCAAGGUUUCAGCAGCCCCAGUAGCCUCUUCUACUUCUUCUUCUGUGGUGAGGCCAUCGUCAUCUUCCGGCUCUUCACCAUUACGUUCGAUUGAUGACGAUAGCACAAACAAGUCCAGUGGUGGUAUUAGUAGUAUUAGUAGUAUUAGUAGUAGUAGUAGUAGUAGUCAUAAUAGCAAUGAUAAUGAUAAUGAUAAUGAUCCUACAAUGUUUCCGGCACCUAAUUCAUUUCAACGAGCAUCAUCUUCAUCUACUAGCAACUCUCCAUCAUUAAUGCCUCCCCCGUCUUCUUCUUCUUCCUCUUCUUCUUCUUCUUCGUCUUCUUCAUUAGGAUCCAAAUCAGGACGCACACUAACUCCUUCAAAAGGAUUGACUCCUCCACCAACAUCGACACUGGUUCCUAAAUCUGCGGCUGAGGCAGCUAGAGCACGCAACAAGAUUGCACUUGCACCUGGACAUUCUCCUAUGGACUGGGCACGGUUGACCAAUAGUGGAGCCAAUCUUCGGGGCACAGAUGCACCAACACUUCUCAUAGUGUCAAAGGAAGAACUUAGCAAACACAAUACUCUUGAUGAUAUGUGGACCGUACUUGGAGGCCGUGUUUACAACGUGACACCGUAUGUCCCGUUCCACCCGGGCGGCGAGAAGAUUCUUAAGGGAGUUGCAGGGCGUGACGGGACUGCUUUGUUUAUGAAGACCCACGCGUGGGUCAGUUACGAAAAUAUUUUGGCCAAGACACUUGUUGGAGUUUAUCGACCUUGA